This is a messenger RNA of Aspergillus affinis, 2373 nucleotides long. Its product is annotated as ankyrin. Bases 1 to 2373 code for a protein of 790 amino acids. The transcript is spliced from 7 exons. Gene Ontology annotation, molecular function: protein binding. NCBI's taxonomy places the organism in Eukaryota, Fungi, Ascomycota, Eurotiomycetes, Eurotiales, Aspergillaceae. The record is from RefSeq and is a predicted model, not a curated record.
AUGGAUGAGAUCCUCAAUGUUCGAGGUACUGCUAUUCAGAUCCAGGCCAGGAACUACAAAUGGGAAACGCUUUUGCAUCUGAUAAUGAAGGGAAGACUCCGCUCCACAAUGCGGGGCAAAAACUUACUGCACAUGGCCGCCGAGGCCAAGAAGAGCAAUGUGAUUCGUCUCCUGCUGGAAGGCUAUUCAGAAGACCAAAGGUACGAUGCACUGAAUCAGACUGACCGAAAUGGACGCACGCCGCUUCAUUAUGCCUGUCGCUCCGGUCGUCCGGAAAGCGUCCGGCUUCUCUUAGAGGCAGGCGCAGAUGUUCGAACAGUGGACAAAGACGGAUACACACCUUUACAUUCAUGCGCACUGUUUGAGCGUUGUUCUAGCAUCCCGAAUGCCGAUAUAUUCCGCGGUACACAUACAGAAUCUGAUGACAAAACACUGCGUGUCAGCGAUAUAACCCACCUCCUUUGUCGCUACGGGGCGGACCUACUAGUAGAGACGAGGCUCCGAAGAACACCAAUUCAACUCGCUAUCGAGAACAACAAUAAAGAGAUGGUCUGUGAGCUAUCUAGAGAGAUGGAUGAAGGAUUUGUCGGAUUGCCUUCCCAGCUCACUCGAACAAAUUAUCCCGAAGGACUUUUUACUCUGCUCAUUCGUUCCGCCGCCUACAGGGCACUGGAGGAGCUGGCAGCUCGUGGGACUGUAUACACCCUGCAAAACGUUCACUGGAGGAGAUUUCUGAUACGCUUGGCACGCUUGGGUUAUUCUGAUCUUCUCGAAAGACUACUGAAGAAAGAGACGAGUAUCGAUUGGAUCAAUGAGACCUUAUUGUUACCUGAAAGCUGGUCUAAGGCUGAGCAUCCAUUGCUGUUCUUUGUGGCAGCCCGGGAACUCCCGAGUUUGUCCCUGUUGAGGCUCCUAGUUGAGACCUUCAAGGCAGAUGUGAACGUGCGAUCAUUUGCAGAGGACCGGAUUUCUGAGCCGAGUGUCUUACAUAUACUGGCACGAGGAGAACACUGGUGGCAAACCAAAGCCGUUCGUUAUGUCUUCACCCAAGGUGCUGAUAUGACCAUGCAAGACCAGGGUGGAUGCACACCCCUCCACAUCGCAAUGAGUGCCGAGCCUCGACGCAUUCAUAUUGUGAAUGCAUUGCUACAACAUGGUUCCAAUCCAAAUGUCAAAGACAAACAUGAUGUUACGAUGGUGACUGUACCGAUGCUAUUCAGCGCUAUUCAGAAUAUAGAUGUGGCACUGGUUGAGGGAAUUCUUGCAGCCGGUGUCAACUGUAAUGAUCCUUUCAAAAACUCGCCGGCUCAUCCCCCCGCCCCCAAAGUGCACAAGAAUUACAUGGAUAAAGAAGCAGUAGAAAAGGACUACAGCCUUUAUAUUCCUCUAAUUGGGGUGGCGGCGAAAAUGCAAUUUGAUAAGCCGGAUGAAGCUCCCAAACACAUAAAGGUGGUGAGAAUCGUGGAGAUCUUAUUGGAACAUGGCGCGAGCCCUUUUGAACCGUUGAACGAGACGACGAUUCUGCAUGCCUUGAUCGACUACGGUGGUACAAUAGGUCCUUUGUUAAGCCUUCCCAAGCUGGACCUAGAGCAACGGGACAACAAAGGUGGAACGGUACUGCUGGCAGCCUGUGGAGGUGAAGACCCAAAAGAGGUUCCAUUUAAUCGAUAUUUGGGCAGUUAUCGAAUUGGACUCAUCAGCCAGCUAUCCGCGAUGGGUGCCAAUGUUUCUACCACUAACAGCAAGGAACAGAACGUGCUUCAUCUAUUAAUGAUAGCCAUGAAGAAAGAGCUUCUUGGGAAAUACAAUGAGGAAGGAUACACUCCGCUCCUCGCUGCCGCCAGAAAACGUGUUCCGACAGCCGUCGCCCUCGCCGAAGCCGGAGCCAACCUCCAAGAACGCGAUUCCGAUGGUAAUACUCUAUUGCACCACUUGGCUAGUCAUCUUUGCAGGCUGUGGGGCAAAGAUGGCCGUUGCGCCUAUAGGUUAAUGAACCUUGGGCUGGAUUUCAACGUUAGGAAUCAUCACGGUGACACGCCGCUCUCUAAAUACAUUCUGUCCUUCAAUGACCAACCGGUGAAAUUUUUCGGUGACCACUAUGUUGACCAGCUGAAAAGAUUUCAGAAAUAUAGGGCUGACUUCCAGAACGUAAAUGCGGCCGGCGAGACACUCUUGCACCUGGCCGCUAGGAUGUCCUGGCAUGCAAAUGCCGACUGUUAUGAGCAGCAUUUAGAUUUUAGUGUAGAGGCCUUUAAAUGCUUGAUGGACAUGAGAUUGGACCCCUUCCAGGAGGACUACCAUAAGAGGACGCCUCUGGAUGUGGCUGCCGCCUAUGGGAAGGAUGAGAUCGUUGCACUUUUCCAGAAGAAGUAG